UGGGCCUUGUUUCCUGACAACAAUCGAUCUUACAAGUUGUGUUGUGUCCAGCUGGAGUGGUAACCAUGGAGAGGCUGUUGCUGUGUCUGAUGCUGGCAGUUGCCAUGGCAGUGCGGGCACAGAUCUGCCCGAAGCGCUGCGUAUGUCAGAUUCUGUCACCCAACCUGGCAACCCUCUGUGCCAAGAAAGGUCUACUGUUUGUACCACCGAACAUUGAUAGGCACACAGUGGAGCUACGGCUGGCUGACAACUUUGUCACAAGUGUGAAGAGGAAAGAUUUUGCAAACAUGACACGGCUGGUAGACCUGACAUUAUCCAGAAACACCAUCUCGUACAUCACUCCUCAUGCCUUUGCUGAUCUGGAAAACCUCAGAGCCCUACACCUUAACAGUAACCGGCUGACGAGGAUAGGCAAUGAUACAUUCAGCGGAAUGUCGAAGCUUCACCACCUGAUUCUGAACAACAACCAGCUGGUGCUGAUCCACCAGGGAGCGUUCAAUGACCUGCUGGCGCUGGAAGAAUUGGACCUCAGUUACAAUAAUCUGGACUCUAUUCCUUGGGAGGCCAUCCAGAAAAUGACCAGCCUCCAUACGUUGAGUUUAGACCACAACAUGUUGGACUUUAUUCCAGAAGGAACCUUCUCACUGCUACAGAAACUCAAUCGGCUGGACGUCACCUCCAAUAAACUCCAAAAGCUACCACCAGACCCUCUUUUUCAACGAGCACAGGUCCUGGCCACAUCAGGAGUCCUGACCCCCUCUUCCUUCCAGCUGUCAUUUGGUGGGAACCCUCUACACUGUAACUGUGAGUUACUGUGGCUCAGACGGUUGAACAGGGAGGAUGACCUGGAGACAUGCGCCUCACCUCAACACCUCUCUGGUCGAUACUUCUGGUCCAUCCCUGAGGAGGAGUUCUUGUGUGAACCCCCCCUCAUCACCAGAUACUCCCAUGAGAUGAGGGUGCUUGAAGGGCAGCGAGUUGCACUAAGGUGUAAGGCAAGAGGUGACCCAGAGCCAGCCAUCCACUGGAUCUCUCCGGAGGGCAAACUGGUGUCUAACUCCUCCAGAACACUCGUCUACACAAACGGGACCCUGGACAUCGUCAUCAGUACUGUGAAAGACACCGGCUCCUUCACCUGCAUCUCCUCCAACCCUGCUGGUGAAGCCCACCAAACAGUAGACCUUGUUAUUAUAAAACUCCCUCACAUCUCCAAUAACACCAACAUCCAGGAACCUGAUCCGGGAUCGUCGGACAUUUCCACAUCGACCCGAGGCGGAGCCAACGGGAGCAAUGUGACAGGUGACGUGAAGGGCGGGGUGGAUAAGAGGGUGGUGACAGCUGAGGCCACCUCAUCAACAGCACUGAUCAAGUUCAACUUCCAGAGGAAUAUUCCAGGCAUUAGGAUGUUCCAGAUUCAGUACAAUGGGAGCCAGGAUGACUCACUGGUGUACAGAAUGAUCCCCCCCUCAAGCAAGAACUUCCUGGUCAACAACCUCGCAGCAGGGACCCCCUACGACCUCUGCGUGCUGGCCAUCUACGAUGACGUCAUCACCUCUCUGACAGCAACACGUGUGGUCGGCUGUGUGCAGUUCACCACUGAGUCGGAGUACAUGCGGUGUCAUUUUAUGCAGUCCCAGUUCCUCGGCGGGACUAUGAUCAUCAUCAUUGGAGGGAUAAUAGUGGCCUCGGUGCUCGUUUUCAUCAUCAUCCUGAUGAUACGCUACAAGGUGUGUAACCCUGGGGAGGGUGGUAAAGGCGUUUCAAUGUCGAUGACCAAUGUUCACUCACAGACCAAUGGGCAGCAGUCACAGGGAUGCACUGUGACUCCCAGCGCCUCUAAACAUGGCUCAAUCGGAUUAGACGACCUCUCGGGAGGCACAAAGAAAAGGAGCGGAGCAGCAGGAGGGGGAGGUGGGGGUAAGGAUAUGAUGGCUCAGUCGUCUGACUCUUCCCUGCCUGACUGCUCCACGACUACGUCAGUUCUCAGCCAGCCUUGGGCAGCCAGAAGCCCAACAGCUGUAGCUGAGGAACGGGAGAAAGCAGGUGAAGAGAGAGCUCAAGCUGGCAUCCUGACACCCGCCGCCACCACCGGUUCACUACCCAGGCCAAAGCGAAAGCCCGCUCCGAGUAAGUCAGGGACAGCUUGCUCAAACACCUCGGCUAUCCCUGAAAACCUCCCCCCCUCUUCCCCUCGCCCUCCAUCCUCCUCCUCCUCCUCCACUGCCUCCUCCACCCUCCUCCCUUCCUCCACCCCUCUACAGAACCUCAACACCAACCGCAACAACUCCACCUCCCUCAACCAAACCCCGCCCAGCUUCGCCCCUUCCCCUUUCGCCAGCCCUCUCACCACACCGAGCCCCGUCCCCACCAACCGAUUCAGAGAGACGCCCAUCCUGCGCCGGGCUCCCCGCGCCGGCUCUUCCACCACUUCCUCCUCCAAGUACCAGACUCUCCCUGUGGAGGAGGGAGGGAGGAGCAGGGCGAGGAGGAGGUACUCACUCAGUGAAGGAGGCUCAAAGACUCACUCGUCCCAUCAGGGAGGAGGAGCACCCAAAUUGGGGCGCAUAAUGCGGAACAAAAGGAGCCAAUCAAUGAGCGGCAUGCUGCUCCCUGAAGAUGGGGAUGGCGACUCGGACAAAGGGCGGUGUGAUUCGGACUGGAUCUUAGAAAGCACAGUUUGAACUGGAAUGAGACAGCGAUCACAAAAUAAAUUUUGGUUUAUCCAUUACUGUUUAUGUUCUGUAUGAGUGCGUGUGUGAGACUAUGUGUAUGUGUUAGUUUGAAUUUGUUUAUAGAUGAGUGAAGGUAAAGGCGUGGGUGAGCAUUUGUGACAUGUUUUUGCCGUUUAGAAUGUGCGUUUUUGGUGUGUAUGUGUGUUCAUGUUAGUUGUGGCUGGAUGACUGACUGUGAGUGUCUGUUCUGCAACCAUACUGUUUCUUUUUUCAACCAUAUUUUUUUUUUUAUAUUUUUCAUAACGUUUCUCCACUACUCUCUGCAUUCAGUUUACAGUUUUUUCACUUUGACAGUUUCCUAACUGUUCUGCAGUCGGUCAUUCAGCGAGUGGAUAACUUGCCUUGUCUCGUAGCGUCCUCGAGUUGUCUCGUUGGUUCCACUUUAUAGCACAAAAGAAAACAAGACAAUGGGCCCGCCACGUCAUUUCCCGUUUCACACUCACCUUAUCUGAAAAUACCACGAAAAGGGAUUAAUUCCAGGAAAAAAUACUGAAAAAAAAAACCAUAGAAGAACUGAAAAGCACACCAUUAACAUUCACACGCCCACAGAAAGUGUGGGUCCAUACCACGGCAAGAGAAUAGCAGUCGGUGCCUUCUUUUGCACUAACAGACCCUCUGACAGAUGAUAAAACCGGAUUUAGGACUCCACCAUGACUCCACGAACGAGGGAUUGGGACAGAGGGGACAAACAAAGGAACCGAGAGAUUUCACACAUAGCCUUUCUUACCUGCUGGGGAGUACAGAUGUUUUCUCUACAUAGUGACGGACAAAAACUGAGACAACACGUAACAAACAGAUGAAGACUUUACGGACCUCUUAUGAAAUUGAUAUUUUUUAAAGGGAAGAAUUAAAAAAAAGAACCUAAAAAACUCGCAAGCUUUUCACUGACAUUGGUUUACUGCAGCCUGUGUUGGUCACAAGCUCCUGGAAAGCUUCUGUACAGAAAAAAAAAAACAACAUGUACUGUGUUGUUAUGUUGUGUAAAAUAAAAAGGGAUAAAAUGAAAA
Xiphias gladius (swordfish) is the source of this 3739-nucleotide messenger RNA. It is a transcript of the gene lrfn5a, whose product is annotated as leucine rich repeat and fibronectin type III domain containing 5a. NCBI's taxonomy places the organism in Eukaryota, Metazoa, Chordata, Actinopteri, Istiophoriformes, Xiphiidae. Bases 66 to 2681 code for a protein of 871 amino acids. The transcript has 9 exons. The record is from RefSeq and is a predicted model, not a curated record. Gene Ontology annotation, molecular function: protein binding.